CGAUGUCGGGUGUAUGGAAGGGUUGGGUUGAGGGCCAGCGAAAGAAGUCGUGAGUCGAGUGUCGGGGAGAAGUGAGGCAAGGUGUGGCUAUCGUUAGGGGCUCCGGGGAAGCAAUCAACAGAUGUUUCGGUUCGGCAGCGAGGGUGCAAAACGAAAGGCAGGGGGAAAACUACGAGAGAGCACCAAAACGAAAGCGGUGCAAGAGAAGAGGAACGAAAGACUCGUUGGAUAUGCCCGAGAGGCAAGAGAUGGGAGAGAAGUGUGUUCAGCGAGAGACGGAGGAGCAGAGGUUGUGGAGGUGGAGUGGAGGUGGAGGUUUGUGGUGGAAUGUUCCUCUCUCUCUGUCUCUCUCGACGGGGAAUUCCUCACGACGUGAGGAUACGGGAUACGAAGGACAGGCGAAUCGACGAAUCGACGAUCGCCGGCCACACGGGCUGGCCCCUGGAUGCCGGGCUAAGCUGCAUCUGAACCACCCGCCGUGGCCGCUUUUACGAGGAGGGAGUCACGCUUACGAUGACCUACGAGCGCUACCACAGAACCAGACGAGGCUCAACUGGGCGAACCACAAGAGCGGCGCCCCGUCUUCGCCAGCAGAACCAGCCCAGAGGGACGGGUGCGCUAUUUAUAGAGUAUGUCAUCGGCUCCACCAGCCGCACCAGCCCGGCUCCGUCAACAAUGCAGGGAUGUCGCAGGGGGAGGGAUUCCGAUGGGGGAAAAAAGGGAAUCAAAAAGAAAAGGGACGGGGAGAAAAAAAAAGAAUAAAAAAGAAAGGGACUGGAAAAAAAGGGACUGGAAGAAAAAGCAAAGUUAUAUCUUUGCGGGGCAGAGGGUGCUGCAAACACACAGAUCCCAUCCUCGUCUCGCGGGCUCUGUUGGGUAAACACAGCAACACGUCCUCGCGAUCUGCUCUGGCUAGUAAGUACCGUGCAGCGGACACAGACUAUUGGAGAGAGAUGCGCUAUGCAGGGCCGCCGCCAGAGACAGGUGUUUUGGCCAUGAUGCCCUCGCUGUGGCUGGAGAACAAUGUCAAUGUGCAUGUCAAUGUGCAUGUCCAUAUCCAUGGCCCAUCCAUCCGCGGACAAGAAUAGAAGCGCGCCCCUUCGUAUCGAAAGGAGAAAAAACCGGUGGCGAUACAUGUGCAUCAUAGCGA
Messenger RNA from Amorphotheca resinae ATCC 22711, 1150 nucleotides. RefSeq lists its product as hypothetical. The record is from RefSeq and is a predicted model, not a curated record. The transcript has a single exon. The coding region runs from base 231 to 1088 and encodes 285 amino acids. Lineage: Eukaryota; Fungi; Ascomycota; Leotiomycetes; Helotiales; Amorphothecaceae.